This is a messenger RNA of Nymphaea colorata (pocket water lily), 2271 nucleotides long. Its product is annotated as probable aldehyde dehydrogenase. The transcript has 16 exons. The coding region runs from base 76 to 1743 and encodes 555 amino acids. Gene Ontology annotation, molecular function: aldehyde dehydrogenase (NAD+) activity; L-glutamate gamma-semialdehyde dehydrogenase (NAD+) activity. Lineage: Eukaryota; Viridiplantae; Streptophyta; Magnoliopsida; Nymphaeales; Nymphaeaceae. Gene Ontology annotation, cellular component: mitochondrion. The record is from RefSeq and is a predicted model, not a curated record.
CCUGAGUGAGUCCUGAGCCGUCACCUGAUUCACCUCUCUCUCUCUAUUUCCCUCCCUCCCUCCCUUCCUCCGAGGAUGUUGAGGUCGAUUCUGGGUAGCAGCUCAAGGGCCAAUGCCCGCAGAUCAGUUUCGAUCUUCCUUGGGGCUUCAGCUACUCAUUUUAGGGCUGCCCAUUCACUGUCUUUUGCCACCUUGGAUGCAGAAGAAACAUCUGGUUCCAAACCUGCUGAAGUAUCUAAUUUGGUGCAGGGUAAGUGGCACAGUACAUCAAGUCAUAAUACAAUCUUGGAUCCCUUAAAUGGUGAACCCUUCAUUAAAGUUUCCGAUGUAGAUGAAACGGGAAUUAAGCCAUUUGUGGAGAGCUUGUCAAAAUGUCCAAAGUAUGGACUUCACAAUCCUCUAAGGUCUCAAGAGAGGUAUCUUUUGUUUGGAGAUAUAUCUGCAAAGGCUGCUUCUAGACUUGCUGACCCAGAGGUCGCACACUUUUUCACAAGACUCAUUCAAAGGGUUUCACCUAAGAGUUAUAAACAGGCGCUUGCUGAGGUUCAAGUUACACAGAAAUUUUUGGAGAACUUUUCAGGUGACCAGGUGAGGUUCUUGGCAAGAUCUUUUACUGUUCCUGGUAAUCAUCUUGGGCAGCAAAGUAAUGGUUUUCGUUGGCCUUAUGGUCCUGUGGCAAUCAUUACCCCCUUCAAUUUUCCGCUGGAGAUCCCAGUCUUGCAAUUAAUGGGUGCACUUUACAUGGGGAAUAAACCUAUUCUGAAAGUUGAUAGCAAGGUGAGUGUUGUGAUGGAGCAAAUGCUUCGGCUUCUUCAUGAAUGUGGCUUGCUUAUGGAAGAUGUCGAUUUUAUCAACACAGAUGGAUUUGUCAUGAAUAAGGUUUUAUUGGAGGCAAAUCCACGAAUGACUCUUUUUACUGGUAGCUCAACAGUAGCUGAAAGACUGGCUGUUGACUUGAGAGGCCGCAUCAAAUUGGAAGACGCAGGUUUUGACUGGAAAAUACUUGGUCCUGAUGUUCAAGAGGUGGACUAUGUGGCUUGGGUUUGUGAUCAGGACGCAUAUGCUUGUAGUGGUCAAAAGUGCUCUGCACAAUCAAUUCUGUUCAUGCAUGAGAACUGGAAUUCCAGCGAUCUUGUAUCCAAAUUAGAGUCACUUGCUUCAAGAAGAAAACUGGAAGAUUUGACAGUUGGCCCUGUCCUUACUGUGACAACUGAAAGAAUGCUAGCACACAUGAAAAGAUUGCUUGAGAUUCCAGGUUCAAAGCUGUUGUUUGGAGGACAACCUUUGGAAAACCACACCAUUCCAGAAAUAUAUGGAGCAAUUAAGCCAACUGCUGUUUUUGUUCCACUCAGUGAGAUGCUUAAGAAAGAUCACUUUGAGAUUGUGACAACAGAAAUAUUUGGGCCUUUCCAGAUAAUCACUGAAUAUAAAAAUGAUGAGCUCCAGAUGGUAUUGGAUACUUGUGAGCGUAUGCAUGCUCAUCUGACUGCAGCAGUUGUCUCCAAUGACCCUCUGUUUCUGCAGGAAGUUCUAGGUAAAUCUGUAAAUGGGACGACAUAUGCUGGAAUUAGAGCAAGAACAACUGGAGCUCCACAGAAUCAUUGGUUCGGCCCAGCUGGUGACCCUCUUGGUGCUGGAAUUGGGACCCCGGAAGCUAUAAAACUAGUUUGGUCGUGCCACAGAGAGAUCAUAUAUGAUAUAGGCCCUCUUCCUUCCGAGUGGGAAGUGCCACCAUCUACCUAAUCUGCAGAACUCUUUGCCUUCUCGAGCGCUAAAUCCGGAGUCUGGUUUGUCAGUUAUGAGCAUUUCCGUUAACUUCUCGAAAGCUUUUCCAGUAGGGUUGCAUUCCUAGGCCAACCAUGAUGACUGACAUCUUCAGAUCUGAUAGUUUGCAAACCCUGCUGAUAAGUUCCCCCGGCUGUUAUUCUUUAGUUGGUAUGCAUUGUAAACUGUGGAUGUGGAUGUAAACGGUUGGGUCCAGGUCAGAUGUAGCCAGUACUGCGUUCAAAUAAUCGAGGCUAAUGUUUAGAGUUGGGAAUUUGCUUUCGAGUAUGUGAAAUGCAAUUACUAGAUCUGAAUCUUGCCAUCAGAGAAAUUCUGAGUAUAUGAAAAUUUUGUGAACUGAUUAAUUGUUUAAUGAACUCAAAUGACGGUUCAAAGUUUGUAUAAAGGUACUUCUAGGAAAGGCGUAGUUUGUACUUUGAAACAUGUGGAACGUUGUAAAUCUCUAAUGAAUCAUCAUUCACCUUGAUCAGAUUUAUAAUUAGCUUA